This is a messenger RNA of Salvia splendens (bonfire salvia), 443 nucleotides long. RefSeq lists its product as uncharacterized. The coding region runs from base 108 to 443 and encodes 111 amino acids. Lineage: Eukaryota; Viridiplantae; Streptophyta; Magnoliopsida; Lamiales; Lamiaceae. The record is from RefSeq and is a predicted model, not a curated record. The transcript has 2 exons. Gene Ontology annotation, molecular function: zinc ion binding; nucleic acid binding.
CUUAUGAUGUGCUAACCUAUCACAGAGGUCCGGGUAGAGGCCAUAAUAUACAUGUUGUGGAUUACCGUGAAAAGAGAUGCUCAUGUGGAAAGUGGCAGACCUGGAGAAUGCCUUGCUCUCACGCUGUUGCGGUGCUGAGAGAACGCAGUGAUGCCAUCUUUAGUCAUGUUGAUACACGAUACCACACAGAUGUUUGGAUUCACCAGUACGCAGCUGCGUUCCGUCCACUGAGACACCAAGAUUAUUGGUAUGAACCUGACUGGACACUGGAAUGUUCACCAGCACGGCUACUUCCUCGUUCACGUGGGCGGUACAACAGAAGCAUGAUACACAACCAAAUGGAUGAGCGCGAAGAAGAUGCGCCAAGAGCUCCUCCUCGAUGCCGCCUUUGUGGAGAGACCGGCCAUAAUAUAAGAAAGUGCACUUUAGGACGUGUUGUGUAG